CGGUAAGCCAACUGACAUUGCUACUCAUUCGUAGAUAUGACUUCGUCCAGUGAUAAAGUGUUAAAUAGUUCCAUCAAGAUCUAUUUUAGGCAAAUUUUAGCUGCUGUAACAGCUACAUUGUUUGCUGUUUCCGAUGGAAUGGCAUAUGGAUGGACGUCGCCUAUGAUCCCAUAUCUUAUAAGUGAUGGAAGUCACAUCCAAACGACACAUUAUGAAGCGGAAUGGCUUGAAACAGCAUUGCUAUGUGGAGCACUGUGCGGUUUGCCGCUAACAAUAUAUUCCGUCGAUAAAUUUGGCAGAAAAAGAUCGCUCAUUUUUGCCUCAUUUACAAUAUUAAUUGGAUGGCUGUUGAUUGCACUAGGGAACACAAUAAUUUAUCUUUUUGUUGGAAGAUUCUUUCUUGGUAUGGCAGGAGAUAUGGCAUUUGUAGCGUGUCCAAUGUAUAUGGCUGAAAUAUCGGAUCAGAGAAUAAGAGGAUUUUUAUCUGGAAUAAUUUAUAUGAUGGUCCAUACUGGAACAGUCAUUGUUUACAUUGUUGGUCCUUAUACACCACAUUACGUAACACCAAUCAUUGGUAUAUUUCUUGUUACGACAGAAUUAUUGGUCUUCAGUUUUAUGCCCGAGUCCCCGUACUAUUUAAUAUCUAAAGGGAAAGAGGAGGAAGCAAAGAAAGCCUUACAGUUUUUCAAACCUUACCAGGACAUUGAAAAAGAAGUAACUAGUAUAACAGAAAUGUUAGUUAAACAAAAUAUCACAAAAGUACAUCCACAGGAUUUAAUUUUAGUCAAAAGUAAUAGAAAGGCGAUUACCAUAAUGACAGUUCUUAAUACCGGCCAGCAUCUUUGUGCUUACACUGUAAUUUUAAUGAAUUUACAUUUGAUUUUGGCGGCUGCUGGAUCAAUUUAUAUGGAUUCGUCACUAACAGCUAUAAUAUUUGCGACUAUAAUGUUGGUGUCAGUUACUUUCGCAUCACUUCAAGUAGAUAAGUAUGGAAGAAGAAUGUUAAUAAUGGUAUCAGCAAUUGUUUCCGGAUUGUGCCUUCUAGCACUGGCUGUGUAUUUUCAUUUAAAAUAUUUACAUAUUGAUGUGUCAAGCGUUAGUUGGAUUCCUUUAGUAUCGGUAAUGAUAUACGCGGCUUUCUUUAAAGCUGGCGCAGGGUUAGUACCUAUUAUAUUAACUGCAGAAAUAUUUCCGAGCAAUAUGAAAGCUAUUGGUAUGACUGUAGCUGAUGGUAUGUUUAUACUGGGAGGUAUUAUUGCUAUUCAAAUAUAUCAGAUUUUAACAAGACUUAUAAAUAUUUACCUACCAUUUUAUGUGUUUGGUGGUUAUGCUUUCUUUGUAGCGAUAUUUACGUACUUUUGUAUUCCUGAAACUAAAGGUAGGUCUUUGCAAGAAAUUCAAAGUAUUCUAAAGGGUGAAUCUAUAGAGCCUAAAAAAUUAAAUAAAGAAAUUGAAACAAUUUCAUAGGUGAUCUUUUUUGUUUUUUGAAUAUUUUACAAUAUGUAAAGAAUCAUGAAACGAUACAUUCCUAUUUAAGAUACGUUCCAAGAAAUAUUGCGAAUUAAGAAUAGAUAUUUUUACUUACGUUAUGUAAAAACAUUGAACAGAGGUGAUAUUACAAUAAUUAUUUAUUUUAUUUAGUUUGGUUACGCUCACAAAUAUUUUUAAGUUUAUAUUAUAUCAUACCAAAUAUAAUAAAAGUUCCUUAACAAAUUAAACAAUUCUGCUCUGAUAAAAACUUUCACAAUAUCAUUAUAUUGACGUAAUAUAAGAUUUUAUUACAAUUUUAUAAAAAACAGAAAGAUAAAAUGGAUUUUAAAAUCAGUUAUUAAGACAUAAGGUUAAUUAACUAAUGCUGUAGCUACUACAUUCACUAAACAAGAUAAGAAACUGAGAAGAGACAUUUUUAAGCCCAAAAACUUAACAAGAAGUACUUAAAAGGAAGUAAAAAUACGUAAAUUAUUUAACUAUACAGUAGUUUCUAACUAAGAAGCAAUAAAUUAGUAUGUUUUCGGAACAAACUUUGCAAAAACGUUACAUGUACAAAUUGAUGAUUUAUUUUUGGAAGAAAUAAUAUUUAAAGCAGUAACAAAGCAUUUAGAGAAAAUAUAAAAUAAAUAUGUUUAUGUAACUUUACGAUGACUGUACAUGAAAAGAUACUGCAAAAAUAUUGUGUUUAUACUUUAUACUAUAAAUCUAUGUAACUUCCAAUUGUUUAAAUAUAUUUUUGUGAUACAUAGGCACAUAUGUCACUUAGUCCUUAGUUGUGUUAUUUUAUAAAAUUUUAUAGGAAAAAUAAAGGUCUUCUCAA
Molecule: messenger RNA, 2311 nt
Organism: Diabrotica balteata
Lineage: Eukaryota; Metazoa; Arthropoda; Insecta; Coleoptera; Chrysomelidae
Source: the annotation of a GenBank genome assembly